AAAUAACUUCUCAGAGCCCAAUGCCGUCUUCAUCAUUAGCAAUUGUGAAGUUUUUGGUUAAAUAUUGUGGUGCUGACUUAAGUUGUAAAGAUAAGUUCAACAAAACUGCUUUACAUCAUGCUGUUGAUGUUGGUGAAACAGACAUUGUCAAAUAUUUUGUUGAACAAUGUGGCGCUAAUGUAAAUGGCAAGGAUAAAAGACGGUGGACAGCGCUGAACAAUGCUGUUACUGAAGGUUCGCUGGAAAUAGUAAAAUAUCUUGUUGAACAUGGAGCUGAUGUGAAUGGCAAGGAUAUAUACGGAUGGACAGUGCUUCACUACGCUGUUACUAAAGGUACGCUAGAAAUGGUGAAAUAUCUUGUUGAACAUGGAGCUGAUGUAAAUGGCAAGCGUACUAACGGCUGGACAAUGCUGCACGAUGCUGUUACUAAAGGUACCGUAGAAAUAGUGAAAUAUCUUAUUGAAUAUGGCGCUGAUGUAAAUAGAAAGGAUAAUGACGGAUUGACAGUGCUGCACUAUGCUGUUACUGACGGUACGGUAGAAAUAGUAAAAUAUCUUGUUGAACAUGGCGCUGAUGUAAAUGGCAAGGGUACUGACAGCUGGACAAUGCUGCACGGUGCUGUUACUAAAGGUACCGUAGAAAUAGUAAAAUAUCUUAUUGAAGAUGGCGCUGAUAUAAAUAGAAAGGAUACUGACGGAUUGACAGUGCUGCACUAUGCUCUUACUGAAGGUACGGUAGAGAUAGUAAAAUAUCUUGUUGAACAUGGCGCUAAUGUAAAUGGCAAGGAUACUUACGGGUUGACAAUGCUGCACUAUGCUGUUACUAAAGUGCUGCACUAUGCUGUUAUUAAAGUUUCGCUAGAAAUAGUAAAAUAUCUUGUUGAACAUGGCGCUAAUGUAAAUGGCAAGAAUACUUGCGGGUUGACAGUGCUGCACACUGCUGUUAUUAAAGGUUCGCUAGAAAUAGUAAAAUAUUUUGUUGAACAGGGCGCUGAUGUAAAUGGCAAGGAUACUGACGGAUGGACAGUACUGCGCAGUGCUGUUAUUGAAGGUACGGUAGAAAUAGUAAAAUAUCUUGUUGAACAUGGCGCUGAUGUAAAUGGCAAGGAUACUAACGGAUGGACAGUGCUGCACGCUGCUGUUACUAAAGAUUCACUAGAAAUAGUAAGAUAUCUUGUUGAACAUGGCGCUGAUGUAAAUGGCAAGGAUACAUACGAAUGGACAGUACUGCGCAGUGCUGUUAUUGAAGGUACGGAAGAAAUAGUAAAAUAUCUUGUUGAACAUGGCGCUAAUGUAAAUGGAAAGAAUACUCGCGGGUUGACAGUGCUGCACGCUGCUGUUACUAAAGGUUCACUAGAAAUAUUAAGAUAUCUUGUUGAACAUGGCGCUGAUGUAAAUGGCAAGGAUACAUACGGAUGGACAGUACUGCGCAGUGCUGUUAUUGAAGGUACGGAAGAAAUAGUAAAAUAUCUUGUUGAACAUGGCGCUGAUGUAAAUGGCAAGUAUACUGACGGAUGGACAGUGCUUCACCAUGCUGUUACUAAACGUACCCUAGAAAUAGUAAAAUAUCUUGUUGAACAUGGCGCUCAUUUAAAUGGCAAGGAUACUGACGGAUGGACAGUGCUUCACCAUGCUGUUACUAAAGGUUCGCUAGAAAUAGCGAAAUAUCUUGUUGAACAUGGCGCUGAUGUAAAUGGCAAGGAUACUUGCGGAUGGACAGUGCUUCACUAUGCUGUUACUAAUGGUUCGCUAGAAAUAGUAAAAUAUCUUGUUGAACAGGACGCUGAUGUAAAUGGCAAGGAUACAUACGGAUGGACAGUACUGCACACUGCUGUUACUGAAGGUACGCUAGGAAUAGCGAAAUAUCUUGUUGAACAGGGAGCUGACGUAACUUUGAAAAGUAAAAUCAGCGUUCAUACUCUUGGCAUUGACAUCCUGAAGAUGGCUGUUGAGAAAAAUUCAGUUGCUUUGGUCCAUCUUCUGUUGGAAAAGAACAUCGCUGUGUGGAGAGCUGGAACAUUUCUUGUUGAAGGAAGACAAAUGAGUCUUCUUGAAUGGAGUAUUCACCUUGGUCAUGAUGAAAUUACAACUAUCCUCAAAAGGUCCGUAAAUCAUCGUGAGAAGAUUCAGAUGUUGAAAACAAUGAAUUGUAACCAGUUAAAAGAGACUGAAGCACCAAUGCAGGCUUUUGUCGCCAAGAAUCAAUUCAAAAUUGGUGCUGGUGGUUUUUCUUGUGUGUAUGUUGGUCUUAUGAAGGAUGGAAAUGAAGUUGCUGUUAAGAGAAUUUUAGUACAAAAUGAGGAUGAAACAGUUGAAAACGAAAAGGGAAUCAUGAGUCUUAUUGAAACAAACUCUCCAUUUAUAGUGAAAUAUCGACAUUUUCACCGUGACGAUAUCUUCAUGUAUCUUAUUGUUGAUCUUUGCGAAGAAACCUUGAGGGAACUUGUUCAUGCAUCCAGUAUUGAACAUCUACAAGAGCAUGGUCCACGAAUGAUUAGGGAAAUUCUAUCAGGACUUGAAUUUCUUCAUGGUAAAGGAAUAUUGCACAGAGAUCUAAAACCAUCAAACGUCCUGGUUGAUAUCGAAGGCCGCAUGAAAUUGGCAGACUUUGGAAUAAGCCGCGUUCUAAAUGAAGAUGAAACGACAGUUGAAACAGAUGCUAAAGGUACUCGCGGAUGGAUGCCACCGGAAGUAAUUGAAGCCAUAAAGAGAAACGAAAAGGGUCGUUUCAAAAGGAAAUCAGAUGUCCAUGUCGCGGGUAUGAUUGCUUUUUACGUGUUGACCAAAGGUGAACAUCCUUUUGGAUCUGAAUUAGAUCGAAUGAAAAAUAUUUCAGAGGAUAAUCCUGUCAAUUUGGAGAAACUUGGUGACCACGAAGCUCGUAGGUUUGUGUCGUGGCUGAUUAAUCACAAGAUUGAUGAUAGACCUCGCGCUCACGAAGUAUUGAGGGAUUCCUUAUUAAGCAAACCACAAGGAACACAGCGAACAAUUAAACAACCAACCACAACGUUUGUUUUAGAUGAUGAAUCCUUCCUAGCCUAAUUUUGUCCUUGAAUAGGGAAUUUGGAGCGACACAAGGGCGACAGAACAUAGCUAAUUUUAAAAUAAUUAUCACAAUAAUAUAGUAGAGGGGGGAGGGACAGCCACAGUUUGUCCUUGAAGGGGAACUUUUGAGCGACACAAGGGCGACAGAACAUAGCUAAUUUUAAAAUAAUUAUCAAAAUAGUAUAGUAGGGGGGAAGGGGACAGCCCAAGUUUGUCCUUCAAGGGAAAACUUGGAGCGACAAAAAUUCGACACAAGGGCGACAGAACUAGUUGCAUCAGGCGACAAUAAAGCAAUGCUGAACGCAGCCGCCGUGGAUUAGCAUUUCGUAGACGGUCGGUAGCAACUUUGAUGGUCGGUAGCAUCAUCUACGGCUUCGGAAGUCGCCGUGUAUCUCGCGACACUUUCCGAAUCCUUUCGUCAAAAAUCGAUAACAUGUUGAAUACUAUUGUUUAAUCAAGGUAUUCUAAUAAUAUGCAAGUUGUUUUAUCGAGGUGAUUCUCAAUCCUAUUUCAAUCAUCCUGAUAAUAGUUUAGCAGAUUGUGCUGUA
Molecule: messenger RNA, 3592 nt
Organism: Dendronephthya gigantea
Lineage: Eukaryota; Metazoa; Cnidaria; Anthozoa; Malacalcyonacea; Nephtheidae
Product: putative ankyrin repeat protein RF_0381
Exons: 3
Coding region: 21-3041 (1006 amino acids)
Biological process (GO): protein phosphorylation; innate immune response
Cellular component (GO): cytoplasm
Molecular function (GO): protein kinase activity; protein binding; ATP binding
Source: RefSeq, a predicted model, not a curated record